AUGGAGGUUUAUGAGGUAGCUUCUGGACUGAAAGAACUCGACAUGGAUAACUAUGAUAAUGAGGAUGAUGAAUUCAACUCUUCAGCUCUGGGCUUGGGGAUCUUUAGUAAUGAGUUGGAUCCUUAUAUGAAUGAUGCUGCUAAAUACAAGGAAGGUAGCCACACAAAUUCAGUACUUGGUCUUGCUUGGAACAAGGAGUUUCGUGCUAGCGAAGCGCCGACAGAAAGGUUAAGGUUUGGGAUGUGGCUACUGGCCAAUGUUCAAGCAGUUGCUUGCAACCAUUAUGCUCCAGAAGUGCUUCUCAGUGGAAAGAUCGAAGAUAGCCUUCACACUCGGGUAAGUCUUGAGGAUGGAACCGUGAAAAGUUUUGACAUACGCGCUGCACAGUCAGGUUCAGAUUCUGAUUUAAGACAAAGUUUCACUAUCCAAGCGCAUGACCAAGACAAAGGAUUCUCCAUCUCAUACAACUUCUUACCAUUAAUGAGCUACAUCUAA
This is a messenger RNA of Eruca vesicaria subsp. sativa (arugula), 495 nucleotides long. Lineage: Eukaryota; Viridiplantae; Streptophyta; Magnoliopsida; Brassicales; Brassicaceae. The record is from the annotation of a GenBank genome assembly.